Molecule: messenger RNA, 4176 nt
Organism: Elephantulus edwardii (Cape elephant shrew)
Lineage: Eukaryota; Metazoa; Chordata; Mammalia; Macroscelidea; Macroscelididae
Gene: KIF27
Product: kinesin family member 27
Exons: 17
Coding region: 1-4176 (1391 amino acids)
Biological process (GO): mitotic spindle organization; microtubule-based movement
Molecular function (GO): microtubule motor activity; ATP binding; microtubule binding
Source: RefSeq, a predicted model, not a curated record
AUGGAAGAGAUACCAGUAAAAGUUGCUGUAAGAAUUAGACCUCUGCUCUGCAAAGAAGUGCUUCAUAAUCAUCAAGUGUGUGUGAGAGAUAUUCCGAACACCCAGCAAAUUAUCAUUGGGAGAGAUAGAGUCUUUACUUUUGAUUAUGUUUUUGGCAAAAGUUCCACUCAGGAUGAAGUUUAUAACACAUGUAUAAAGCCAUUAGUGUUGUCACUCAUUGAGGGCUAUAAUGCCACAGUUUUUGCCUAUGGACAAACUGGAUCUGGGAAGACAUACACCAUUGGAGGAGGCCAUGUGGCUUCAGUUGUAGAAGGUCAAAAAGGUAUCAUUCCUCGAGCUAUAGAAGAAAUAUUUGAAAACAUCUCUGAAAGUCCUAACAUUGACUUUAAUAUAAAAGUAUCUUACAUAGAAGUGUACAAGGAAGAACUAAGAGAUCUGCUAGAACUGGAGACAUCCAUGAAGGAUCUUCACAUCCGAGAAGAUGAAAAAGGAAAUACAGUGAUUGUAGGUGCCAAGGAAUGCGAGGUGGACAGCGCGGAGGAGGUGGCCAGCCUGCUGCAGGCUGGCAGUGCAGCCCGGCAUACAGGCAGCACACAGCUCAACGAGCACUCAAGCCGAUCCCACACCAUCUUUACCAUCAGCCUGGGCCAGGUGGACAGAAUCCUGGAGGCUGCUCCCGACCGAGCCUGGCAGUCCCCUCGGCACAUUGUGUCCAAGUUCCACUUUGUGGAUUUGGCUGGAUCAGAAAGGGUAACAAAAACAGGGAAUACAGGUGAGCGGUUCAAAGAAUCCAUUCAGAUCAACAGUGGCCUGCUGGCUCUGGGGAAUGUGAUAAGCGCACUUGGGGACCCUCGCCGGAAAAGCUCACACAUUCCAUAUCGGGAUGCAAAAAUAACCCGACUUCUCAAAGAUUCCCUAGGAGGCAGUGCCAAGACUCUCAUGAUCACAUGUGUCAGCCCGUCUUCCUCUGAUUUUGACGAAUCCUUAAACUCUCUCAAAUAUGCCAACAGAGCCCGUAACAUUAGGAACAAACCCAUUGUGAACUUCAGCCCUGAAUCAGACCGUAUGAGUGAAAUGGAAUUUGAGAUUAAGAUGCUUCGAGAAGCUUUGCAAAGUCAGCAGGCUAAUGCCAGCCAGACCCAUUUAGAGGGACUUUCUGAUCGAGGUAGGGUCCAUUCUCUUGAGGAGCUAGUUGCCCAGCUACAAGGAGAAUGUCUGGGUUACCAGAACUGUAUAGAAGAAGCCUUUACCUUCCUGAUGGACUUGAAAGAUCAACUUAGACUAAACCAAAAGCAGCAGCACAAACUUCAGGAGUGGUUAAACAUGACCCAAGAGAUGAGGAAGGCGGCAUCCAUCUCAUUCAAACACGAAGGCCCUGCAAACCGAGAAGGGCCACAGCACGCUACAGUUUUCCAGCUGAAGAGAGAGCUGAAGAAAUGCCAGUGUGCUCUUGCUACUGAUGAGGUAGUAUUUAAUCAGAAGGAACUGGAAAUGAAGGAGCUAAGGAGUCAAGUGGAAAUGAUGGUACAAGAGAAUAAAGUACAUGUCUUAUCUUUGAAAGAAGCACAGAAAGUUAAUAGAUUGCAGAAUGAAAAAAUAAUAGAACAACAACUUCUUGUGGAUCAGCUGAGUGAAGAACUAACAAAACUUAACCUGUCAAUGACUUCUUCAGUGAAAGAAACUUGUGGAGAUGGGCCAGACAUCAGGAUACCUGAAAGGAGACCACUUUCUGUACCAUUUGAGAACCGUUUGGGGCAUUAUAUUUAUAUCCCCACAAGACCAGAUUCCAGGAAGGUCUAUACAAGUCCUCCUAUGUACUCUCUGGAUCGAAUAGUUGCUGGAUUUCGAACAAGAAGUCAGAUGCUGCUGGGUCACUUGGAGGAACAGGAUGAAGUGCUCCAUUGCCGAUUUUCUGAUAAUAGUGACGAUGAAGAAUCAGAGAGUCAGGAGAAACCUGGCAUUAGAAGAAGUCACCCAUGGACUCAAGAGCCUAGACCUGUUAGUUCUCUUGUUGAAUUGGAUGAUAUUCAGGAUCAAACACAUAUGUCAUCUUUGGAAAACAAAGAUGUGAAGAUUGAAUCUCUCAAGGAAAGUCAAGAGUUAAAUUUACAAAAACUAAGGAAGUCUGAACUCUUACUUAACGAAGCAAAACAAAAAAUGAGAGAACUUACAAUUAAUAUCAAGAUGAAAGAAGAUCUGAUUAAAGAAUUAAUAAAAACAGGUAAUGAUGCCAAGUCUAUAAGCAAACAGUAUUCUCUGAAAGUAACAAAACUAGAACGUGAAGCAGAACAGGCAAAAGUGGAAUUAACUGAAACCCAGAAGAAGCUGCAGGAACUGGAAAGCAGAGAUCUUUCUGAUGUUGCUUUGAAAGUGAAAUUACAGAAGGAGUUCCGCAAAAAGAUGGAUGCAGCAAAACUCAAAGUCCAGGUUUUGCAGAAGAAGCAACAAGACAGUAAGAAAUUGGCAUCACUGUCGAUCCAAAAUGAGAAGUAUGCCAAUGAGCUGGAGCAGAAUGUAGACCACAUGAAAUCUCAAAAGGCACAGCUGCAGAGAAGAGUAGGCGAAGAAAAUGAAAAAAGGAAGCAACUGGAUGCAGAAAUUAAGCAGGAUCAACAGAAAAUCAAAGAACUACAGUCAAAAACAGCACACCAAGAAGUUCUGAAACUGGAAGCUGAGGACUUUGGUGAAUAUAGUAUGAGGAGAAAAGGAUUGUUUGGAAGUACAGAUCAGCUUCAGAAAUUGGAUGAGAAAAAGAAAUGGUUAGAUGAAGAAGUCGAGAAAGUUCUAAACCAGCGCCAAAAAUUAGAGGCGCUAAAGGAAGACCUGCAGAAACGGGAGGCCAUAGUUUCCAAGAAGGAGACCCUGUUACAGGAGAAGAGCCACCUGGAAGAAAAGAAGCUGCGCUCUAGUCAGGCCUUAAGCAAAGAUAGUUUGAUAAUAUCAACUCGCUUAAAUUUGUUGGACCAAGAGUUGUCUGAGAAAAGUGUGAAACUCCAGAGCAGUACAGCUGAGGAGAAAAUGGAGAUUUCUGAGCAAGUUCAAGGCCUCCAGAAGGAAAAAGAUGAGUUACAGAGACAAAGAAACAAUGUGGAUACGAAACUUAAAAAUGGUAGAGUGUUGUCACCUGAAGAAGAACAUGUUCUUUUCCAGCUGGAAGAAGGAAUUGAAGCUUUGGAAGCUGCGAUUGACUACAAGAACGAAAGUAUCAAGAGUCGUCAGAACUCACUCAGAGCUUCAUUUGAAAACUUCUCUCAUAGUGAAGCAAAUGUCUUGGAAGAACUAGUUUGCCUGAAUCCUGCUGAGAUUCGAGCUGUUCUUUUCAGAUAUUUCAAUAAGGUGGUUAGUUUGCGGGAAGUUGAACGAAAACUACAGUUACAGAACAAAGAAAUGAAAAUUAAAGUUGUGGAACAGGAUAAUGUGGUUCGUGAGCUGGAGUCUACACUGGAGCAUCUCAGACUGCAGUGUGACCGGAGGCUGACCCUCCAGCAGAGGGAGCACGAGCAGAAGAUGCAGCUGCUGCUCCAUCAUUUUAAAGAGCCAGAUGGAGAAGGAAUUGUGGAAACUUUAAAGAGCUAUGAAGACAGAGUCCAGCAGCUAGAAAAAGAUCUUUAUUUCUAUAAGAAAACCAGCAGGGAUCUUAAGAAGAAACUGAAGGACCUGAUAGGGGAGGCCGUUCGGCAGCAGCUGGAACCCUCAGAACAACAUGAUGCUGGAGAUGGAGUUCUGAACCCAGAAGAGAUAGGCAUGCCUUUAGAAUUAAAAUGGGCAUCUGGAUCAGAAAAUAUGAAAUUAAGUGAAAGAGAAAGAGAAAUAGACAAUUCAACAAACCAUUUAAAGAUACAUCCUCAGAAGCUUUGGGAAGAGGGAGCUGAAUUGCCUCCAAUUUAUAGCUCUGUAGCACCAACUAGUGGACAUUUGCUAAGCAAUGAAGAGAAAACAGAAAUGGAUGUGAAUUUGUUUAUAAAAUCCCACAGUCACCUACCACCUCAAACUGAGCCGAUGGGAAAUGUGAGACCACUUCAUGGAGUCACCCCUGUAAAGCUGUGUCGCAAAGAGUUACGUCAGAUUUCUGCCUUGGAACUCUCCUUACGACGCUCCAAUCUUGGAGCAGGGGUUCGAUCAAUGACUGCUGACUCCCUUGAGAUAUCAAAGAAACCGAGUGACUUGAAAACCUAA